AUGGCGCGCCUCCUCGUUCUCGCCGUCACGGCCACGGUUCUCAUGGCUCGGUCCGGGCAGCCGUUGUCCGCUGCGUGGACGUUGCCAGCGGAAGCCUUCUGGCGCGCCACCCUGCCCGACGCCCCCAUGCCAGACGCCACCCUCGAGCUCCAGCCCCAGUUUGAUCACCACACAUCAACGGAACAGGGCGCAUACAUGAAUGCAGAGACUGGCACUCCGGAAGGCGCAGUCGCCGAGGACAGCGUGGAGGACAACGACCCGCUGCGGCCCAUGAACUUCAACUACGGCUACAACAACGCCUUGCCCCGGAGCGAAGCCACCAGCGCCCCCUCCCCCAACGUCCUACUGAACCGCGCCGCCGUCGUCCGCAAUGUCGCCACGCCGUCGUCGGUGGUGUUCUUCCUCGAGGACGACGCGGUGCGCGUCGGGGAAAGCCUGCCCUUCCACAGGAUCCAUCAGGCCGCUGCCGCCGCCGAGGCAUCGGCAGAAAAGCCACUGGAGCUGUAUGCCUUCCACUCCGUGAGGGUGGUCGAGGGGUCCAGUUUCGUCGUGUGCCGGGGAGAAGCCGGUGAAGGGGCCGUGUACGGCUGCCGCGCCACCGGCCCGGUGAGGGCCUACGUCCUGGCCCUGGAUGGCAAGCGCCGGGACGUGGCGAUGACCGCGGUUGCCGUGUGCCGCACCGACGCGUCCCGGUGGGACCCGGAGCAUGCCACCUUCCGGCUCCUCGGCAUGAAGCCCGGCGGCGCGGUGGUCUGCCACAUGGUGCCGGAAGCGCAGGUCCUGCCGGCCAUGAACGGGAAGAGCCCCGCCACCAACUAA
Messenger RNA from Triticum dicoccoides, 819 nucleotides. Its product is annotated as BURP domain-containing protein 15-like. Bases 1 to 819 code for a protein of 272 amino acids. The transcript is spliced from 3 exons. The record is from RefSeq and is a predicted model, not a curated record. Lineage: Eukaryota; Viridiplantae; Streptophyta; Magnoliopsida; Poales; Poaceae.